AUGGUUGAUUACCAGCCAAUCAAAUACCCUUGGUCAGCAUAUAAAGAUAGAUCUUACAAACCAACGGAAGUUGUUAAUAAUGAUCUUUCGGGCUCACGAACAAAGAUGGAAGAGCUCAAUGAUUCAACCACUGAGACGGUUUCAAUGAAUGAGCAGGAAGAUUUAUCGCCAUUCAGGGCUAGAAAAAACUCACUUAUACCAAAAGAACUUAUGGCUAAUAGUAGCGCGGAAGGUUGUAGAGAAUAUGCUGCCUUGGCGACAGUUUUCGGUGUUCCUGAGUAUGUAGAUUCCAAAAUAUUCUGGGAGCGGCAACAGUAUCAGACAGAGGAACUUUUGCAGAAGUUACGGCCAACUUCACCUACAAAAAUUUCAGAAAACAAGAAUCAGAAAGGCAGAUCUACACAAAAGCUCAGCCAACAGCAACUGCAGCAGCAGGAACGAAGAAGUUCGACCCUAUAUUUCAAUUCAAUGACCGAAGGCAGAAAUGGUACAUCUACCAGUUAUGAACUCCAAGACAGGCGCUUUAUUUCGUCUUACGUAAAUUCUGCUUUUGAUCCUGUGCGACUCGAUAGUCUUCUCGAGACGACUUUUCCGAAUAAGGACGAACCAGUACCUACAUCUACAAUUAGUUUUGCUUUACCGAAAAUACCAACUGUGAGUAAUUUUGGCGACUUUUACUAUGAAGAGACAAGCAUCGACAACGGAGACACUCAUAAUUCGCAAAUAACAAUACCUGCGAAGAAACCAAGUACAGAGAACUUUUAUACCAGUUGUCUAACUUUAUUACAGCAGACAAGUAUACUGGACGAGAAUAAUGGUGAAGAGUCAUCUAGUACGGUAUCAAAGGAGCGCAUUCUGAUUGGUAUCCCUGAAGUUUUCGAUUUUAUUCACAACGAUAAUGACGAAAGAUUUAUAAUCUGGGGACCCGAUCCUAUCUCUCUGUCGUCCUCAAUGGCCACAAUAACUGUUCCUGAACGCCUAUCAUCUUACGCCACCGUGUACAAUAAUCAACACAAUACGCGCCCUGCAUUACAAGGAUUCUCGUCCAACGUUACUUCAGUUUUAUCAGAUGAACAAGAAAGUGCAUCACAUCUGCAGCACAUUAAAAAAUCCGAGAAGAAUAGAUUGAGCACUAACUCCAUGCGUAUGUCAGCCCAAAAGUGGGCAAAAACCUUAAGCAGAUUAAGCAUAUCAUCAAGAGCACGUGAAUCGCACGAUAAAAAAGCGCUGGAAAGUCAAGCACAAGCUUCGUUGUUUUUAGAGAAGGCUUUAAGCACGAUUAAGUUUCAAGACAAUCCAGCCAGCAACAAACGUGGCUCUACCUACAAUAUCGAUUGCUUAAAUAUUCCGAAAGUUAUUGAGGCAGCCAGUGUUUAUAAGUUAGUUGAAAAAUUAACGAAUUCUUUGGAUUAUACUUUCAUGACAGAUUUCUUUCUUACAUAUCGAGACUUUUUGUUUCCGGAAGAUUUAUGCCGAUUGUUGAUUCUAAGGUUUUAUUGGGCUCUGCAAACAGAUGAGGAAAGUCGAAAAGUUGUUCGAGUCAGAUCCUUCAUAGUAUUCCGACAUUGGCUAAACAAUUACUUUGUUCAUGAUUUCAUUGGUAAUCAGCGUCUUCGUAUUUUGCUGGUCAGUUUUCUCAACGAACUACCUCAACAUCCACUCAUCCAUAAAUCUCCACGCGAUCAGCGCAUUGUCAAAAUGUUGAAGCGUGUUGUACGACGUUUGAAGAGACUGUACUACCAUCAACCUAUCAGCAACAGCGAUAAAGAUGCGCGUGUUAAGGUGAUUGCUCCCCCUCCGCCUACAGUCGAACAAAUACAAAUUGAAGAUAUUGUACGUGAGAAACUCUCUUAUCAAAACGUUAUUCAUCAUAAGGCUAGCUUUGGCGCCUCUGAUAAAAUGAAGAUCAGUGCUAGUCAUCAUCACGGAAAUAUGGCCAUUCAAGAUGCCAGAUAUGCUUCGGUUGUUAUAGUUGGAAGCUUAAAGGUCAAAGGUGGCAGUUUUAUUGAUUCAGGCGUGGAUACUAUAGGAAGUCAAUUUGGAAAACCCUCCUUUUUUAAUCCUCAGAAAUUGCAAGGUGUUAAUGGCAAUAAAAUCGUUGAAAGCCCACUAGUAGGCAGCAAUCAACCGUCUUCUUCAUUAAGCUACAAUCACUCCAACUUGAUCGACAAUCAGUCUCAAGAAAAGGGUGAAGAAACACAGUACAAUACUAUCGGUGUGCAGUAUGAUCAAAAGUCAGAUACUGACCACUCAUUGCUAAGUGAUUUAACAGCAGGCGAAACUCUUACCCGUUACGACGAUAAUAACUCUAUGGGACCAGACAUUGGCAAUUUAAGUGACGAUGAAAUGGAUUAUGAAGGGAUUGCCAAAAAUGACGAACUUGAAGUGCAUUGGUUAAAAGAGCAACAAGAAACAAUAAAGUUCUUUCAUCCAUCGAACCAGACAACUAUGCAUAAAAACUGUAUCUCAUCGUUACAAGCGGAUGACACUGAAUCCCAUCUAACAAUUGCAGAAACAGAUAUACCACGUCCAACCGGAAAACUUGAACCAGGGAACAACAGCUAUGAAGCAACCGCAGAAUCACCAAAUAUCAACACUGCUGCAGUCAUUUCAGUAGAAAAUUUGGAAAACAUCUCAUGUAGUAAAAGUAUUAGACGUGUACCGUCAGAACGCUGGUGUAAAACAGGUGAUGACUAUCUGCAAAAUGAUGAGCAUAAAGCAAUUGCUGGUCAAUGCUUGCCGCAAGAGCUAUUGAAAAAAUUGCAACUGAAUGAGGCUGAAAAUGCAGUCUCUUCAGGCAUCUCCCACGGAUUAGCAAAGAAGCUAUCACGUAAAAGUAUUGAACGUAGAAAAAGUGAAAAAACUAUACUAAGUACAGGUUCUUUGAACCUUAAUUCGGAAGUAGCUUCGACAACCGCCUCAGUACAGUCGGAAACUUCUUUAGCGGUACAUAAUCAAAGACCCAAAGUGUCUUCUUCUAUUACAGAAUCAAGGCAACUCAAGUCAGAUAAAUCAAGAAUGAAGAGCUUAUCCAGAGGACUAUUAAAAAGGAAAGGCAACAAAAUAGCAACAAAGAAUAGAGCGGCUAAUAAAUAUACAAAAUUGUUUGUAUCGAUACCGUACGAAGUGAAGACGGAAAUUAAUCCAUCUUCAACGACUACGAUGUCGCCAAAGGAACAAAAAGAGAAAAGUUCUGCAAAUAUAAGCGAAAAAUACGAUAGCAAUAAUCGAGAAUCGGUAGAAACUAAAAUAUUACCGCAAACUCGUAGACAACAAUCAGAAAAUGGUCAACUCUUAAGCCUUAUAGCUCAUCGUUUACGCCAUAAUAGCUUCGAUGACGAUGGAAACAUUGAUACCAGCUCUUGUGCUUGUAUUGAUUGCAUUAGUAACAACGAUGACAUAACAUGUGAUACAAAGAGAUUAAGCAUUUUUUUGUUAAAUGACGAUGAACGUCGAUACAGCGUAGAGCUGCGGAGAAAACGUGCAACUAGCGUAGAGAUUGAUCAACGAAUCGAAAAAAAUCAAUUUAACUCAAGCAUACACGAAGGAAACGAAGAAGAAACUAGAGUAGAAUCAGAUGGUAGUAAUACAAUUAAGAGAGGUGUAUGUGAUGAUGACAGUGCUAUGGAUCUGGAAUCAGCUAUACACAGAGAGCUUUCGAUCGAACAGAAUGAUUUGUUGGUGGAGAUAAACUCUCAAAAUAGCCACAAGCAAACCACCGAACAAAUGUAUAAUACCGUAAACGAAAGCAUAACAGAGCAUCAAAAAAAUUUAAAUGAUCAAACAACUCAAAGCUGUUAUUCUAUUCCGCGUCCUCUAUUAUCUACCAGCUCUUACCAUAACAAUAACAGUCGUUCAUUCAUAAUGGAUUAUAAAACGAAUCAACUGGCAAGCCAGUUCUGCCUGAUCGAAAGGGAUGUUCUUAUUAAGGUUGGAUGGGAAGAAUUGAUUCACUGCAAAUGGACACAGAUGGACGUAGAUAAUAAGGUCAAUAGGAACAGCACGUCAGGCAACAAUAUACUUCCAUUUAGCAAUGAGAUUGAGGAGCAUAUUCCGAAUUUUACCGUUUUAACUGAGAAGAAACGUGCAUCUGACCAAGGAGUCGAGAAAGUGAUUCAACGUUUCAACUUUGUUUGUCAGUGGGUUUCUUCAGAAAUCGUGCGUACUGAAAAUAUCAACGAACGGGUGAAACUGAUCGAAAAGUUUAUACGGUUAGCACAGAAAUGUAAACUGUAUUCAAAUUAUGCAACGCUUGUACAAAUUCUAUUAGGCUUACAGUCUCCAGCAGUAGCUCGCUUAGAAAAGACAUGGUCAAAAGUGAGCGCAAAAUGUCAAAAGCGUUUAGAGCAAUUGACUGAAUUCACGUCUCCCAUACGAAAUUGGAAGAAUAUUCGAGAUAGUAUGACAGAAGUGGCAGAGGAAUAUGGAAACUCUCCUUCAGAAGUACAGGUCGAAAUGCCCGGAACAACCUCUGCUAAACGCAAAUUCAAGAAAUCAGCCAGGAUUAAGAUUCCAUUUGGGGGUUGCAUUCCGUUCUUAGGUAUAUAUCUUUCAGACCUUGUCUUCAAUUCUGAAAAUCCCCGGUUUUUGAAACCGAACUUGGAGAAUCAAAAAAUUUACACCACUAACAGCAAAGUAGGUUUGCCACCCUGCUUAGACCAGCAGCUAGUUAAUUUCAGAAAGUAUAGAGUCAUUGCUACAGUGAUUAAAAGGGUUCUUACAUUCCAAAAUUUGGCGAUGCGUUAUGCUUUCGAUGAAGACGAGGUUCUGCUUGAAAAAUGUCGAAAAUUACACGUCCUAGAUGCUGUUACAAUAAAAGAGCUGAGUGUAUCAUUGAAAUAG
Molecule: messenger RNA, 4842 nt
Organism: Mycotypha africana
Lineage: Eukaryota; Fungi; Mucoromycota; Mucoromycetes; Mucorales; Mycotyphaceae
Exons: 5
Coding region: 1-4842 (1613 amino acids)
Biological process (GO): Ras protein signal transduction; positive regulation of GTPase activity
Cellular component (GO): plasma membrane
Molecular function (GO): guanyl-nucleotide exchange factor activity
Source: RefSeq, a predicted model, not a curated record